Chara braunii is the source of this 2085-nucleotide messenger RNA. NCBI's taxonomy places the organism in Eukaryota, Viridiplantae, Streptophyta, Charophyceae, Charales, Characeae. The record is from the annotation of a GenBank genome assembly.
ACGAAGAGGGCUUCUCGGCGGAGAUCGAAGAACAGUUGAAGACCAAUGGAUCCGGGUCGGAAGCCGCACAUUGCAUACAAGAAGCCUCCAACUGCCCCAACGCUCAACAUGGAGUUCGUGUGCUCUCGAGGCAGUCCCGAUGAGGAGCCUGUCAAACCGCCUCCCUCCACCUCGAUGUCGGACGUAGAGCGCAUCCUCCGUCAGCUGGAAGAGAGCAAUGACGAUCCACCGGUGAUGGGCGUACCUGUCGCUCCCGAGCGGGAGCGGGUGCGAGAAGAGAAGCCUAAAAGGCCACGUGUGAUGGCCAUGAAGCUCUCUGAGUGUCAGCGCCAAUGGUGCUAUCAAGCUUGGCAGGCUUUGGAGGCCAAAUGGAAGGCGAAGGACAGAACCAAGAUCUUUUUUGAAGAGUUCGAAUCUUUAAGCCAGGAGAUUCACUCCGAGGAGUUUCGGCGUGAGGCCGGAAAGUGUUUGGUGGGAGGACGAGCUCUGAACAACCCCAAAAACAGGUAUUCCAACGUCCUACCUUUUGACAGGACACGUGUCAAUUUGGCAAUCGGUGGGAUAUCGGGAUCUGUAAACGAUUACAUCAAUGCAAGCUACGUCAGGGGCGACUGGAACGAGGCCAGCAAGAUUGUGGACAGCGGAGAGGGAGAGGACGCAGGGGGAGGAGGAGAAGGAGGAGGAGAAGGAGAGGAAGGGAGGGAGAAAGAAGAUGGUUGUGAUGAGGAGAAGCCAGAGAAGCAGGGCUUCAGAGGAGAUGAGGAGGCUGGGAGGGAGAGCGGCAGGGGUAGUAGCAGCAGCGGCCCGAGCCAGAGGAGGGAUCCUGAUCGAGAUCGCCGCCAGAUGCGUUUCCCAACGUAUAUCGCGUCGCAAGUUCCGUUUAACUCCACUGUCGUUGACUUCUGGAUCAUGGUCAGACAAGUGGGUUGUCGAGCUGUGAUAAUGUUGAUGGGAGAUUUGGAGUGUAAUGCUGCCGAUGGCUACUUUCCUGACGAGGAAGGGGACUCUUACAGCUUCCCCCCCCUGCGCAUCACGACUAAGUCAAAAACGUGUUUGGAGCCGGGCAUCAAGAGGAGAGAGCUCGCUAUCUCACUAGCUGCUGCUUCAUCUCCUCCUCCUCUUCCUCCUCCUCGCCCUCCUCCUGAUUCUCCUGGUCUUCCUCCUCCCUCUGCACCUCAACCCGGCCCUUCUCCUUUUCCUCCCUCUCAAUCUCAAUCCUCUCCUUCUCUUUCUGCUCCCUUUCCACCUGUAUCCUCUCCUUCUCCUCCUCCCUUUCGAGGUCUGCCCUCUCCUUCCACUGCACCUCCCUUUCGCCCUCUCUCCUCUCCUUCUCCUUCUCCUCCUCCUGGACGUCAACCUUCUCCUUCUCCUUGUUCUUCUCCUUCUCCUUCUCCUUCUCCUUCUCCUUCUCCUUCUCCGUCUCCACCUCAGGCGGAGGGGCCCCCACGCAUGCCGAUGGAAUGGCAACAACCCUUUGUUGUUGAGCAUUACCACGUCCAAGAUUGGCCAGAUCAAGGCGUUCCGUCAUCAUCUAGGUCCAUUCGAUUCCUACUUAGCCACAUUCAUACCUCAGCUGUCUCGAUUGGUCCGUUUGCUGUUCAUUGCGUUGCGGGGACUGGGCGGACAGGAGCUUACUGUGCCGUCGAUCGAGCACUUCGAAAGGUUUUGAGCGGAGAUCUCUCCGCCAUCAACAUGAGGGAGGAGGUGAGGUGGCUGCGGCAACAACGGCCAGGAAUGAUCCAGACGAUGGAGCAGUACUUCUUCUGCUACAAGGUCCUCCGGCACGCGUUCGCAGAGCUGUCAUCAGCAGCAGUAGAAGCAGCAGAAGCAGCGAUUGAUCCUGGUCGUCCAAGCUGAUCGAUCGAGCGGCGGCGCCAAUCGCCAUUUGGCUGUCAAAAUUUGCGCGUCUGAUGGAUGUCGGGCAGCGUGAAGGCCACAUCAUUACAGCUGACGGCGUCAUUAACGGCGCGCCUGACUGGUGUCCGUCAUCGUGGUACGCGUUUAGCUGAGGGCUCAAUUUGGCGCCUGAUUUCGAUCAAAGAUUUGCAAUGUGGCGCCUGAUUUCGAUAAACGAUGCGCAGUUUG